Messenger RNA from Macrosiphum euphorbiae (potato aphid), 582 nucleotides. NCBI's taxonomy places the organism in Eukaryota, Metazoa, Arthropoda, Insecta, Hemiptera, Aphididae. The record is from the annotation of a GenBank genome assembly.
AUGGAAGUUUUGAAAGAAAAUGUGAAGAAAUUAAAGCCUAAAGAAAGUUAUUGUACUUUGAUGUUUGAUGAGGUGAAUUUAAGUACAGAAAUUCACUACAACGAAGCACUAGGACGGAUAGAUGAAUUUGAAAAUAAUGGUCAUUUCACCACACAGCAAUUCGCAGAUCAUGCACUUCUAUUCAUGGUAAAAGGUAUUACAAAAAAUUUUAAGCGACCAAUAGCAUAUACAUUUGUAAAAGGAGCCACAAAUAAGCACCAAUUAUGUGCAUUGAUUAAAGAAGUAGUUUCUAGUGUUCAAAAUACAGGUCUUGAAAUCAUUGCCACAAUUUGUGAUCAAGGCGCUACAAAUGAAGGAGCAAUAAGAUUGUUACAUGAAGAAACUAAAGCUUACUACUUGAGAAAAAAUGAUCAAUACAAAGACGAUUUUUAUGAAAUUAUAUAUGGUCCUUCUGAACUAAAAAAAAGGAUUAAAAUAAUUCAUUUGUUUGACCCCCCACAUCUUCUCAAGGGUAUCAGGAAUAAUCUUCUUCAAAAAAAUUUGUUGUUUGUAACGGAUAAUGUCAAAAAGGAAGCUCAGUAG